GCAGCGUACAUUUUCAAAUUCAUCUUCCUCGAGAACAGUGUCUAGCGAGAAAAGUUUAUUAUCCACAUUUUCCACUUAUUUCCUCUCGUAGAAUCGCCUCGCACCCAAUCCUACCACCCGCGACUAACUAUCCUGCUAAUUAUCUCUGCCACUUAUCGCGUCACUUGUUAUAAAUCGUCGUUCGCAAUAUAACGAUAAAAAAGGGAAAAGAAUUUAUUUGGUCGGUUCGAGACAAACGAAUUUGGCGUCGCACCGCGUUUCGCCAGUGAAUCAGCCUAACCGUCCCGUCUAUAUAACCGACUAGAGUCGCGCGAUCGGUCAUUGUUGUUCGUCUACGCGCGACUCAUCCUCAUCUCGUGCGUGUACUCGUGCGAAAAGCGUCCGCGAAAUGUAUAGCCGGCAACCUGCCUUUAUAAUGACCGAUAGAUCGAUAUAUAGAUAUUCGUUCGGCGUUUUGAUGGUGUUUAUGAUCGUUGCAAGCGGUUCGCACGCGUACAAGGCAAAAGUGACGACUCGAUUCGGCCAGGUUCAGGGAUUGUUGAGUAGAAGCACCAGAGGAAGACUCGUCGCUCAUUAUUUGGGCAUUCCUUUUGCUCAACCGCCUGUGGAUGAUUUGAGGUUUAGGAGUCCUAGGCCAUGGAUUCGCAAUUGGACGGAGACAUUCUUAGCAACGGAAUAUGCCCCCGUAUGCGUUCAAGUGACCGAACAAGGCCACUUCAUUGGAGAGGAAGACUGUCUCUAUCUCAACGUUUACGUGCCUCUGAUUUCAGAGGAGAACGGAGAUGGAUACGAGGAGAAAAGAGCGCUUCCGGUGAUGGUGUACGUGCAUGGCGGAAUGUACGCCACUAACGGUGGUAACAAUCGACAAGUCCCACCAGAGUAUAUGAUGGACCAGGACGUGAUCGUAGUUUCGAUCCAAUAUCGUUUGAAUAUUUUGGGAUUCUUCGCCACGGCCACCAAACGCAAUCCAGGCAACAACGGUCUGAAAGACAUCGUAAUGGCGCUACGUUGGGUGCAAGAAAACAUUCGUUGUUUCAACGGCGACCCAAAUAUCGUGACUCUAUGGGGCCACAGCGCAGGUGCCUCUGCCGUGCACUUGUUGGCUAUCACGAACAAGACCGAAGGACUGUUCAACAGGUACAUCGUUCAAAGUGGAGUUGCUACUAGUCCCACGGCGUUGCUGCCCGCGCAUUGGAUAAGAAUAUAUUCUUUGGUAUCGGCCACGUUGGUCGGAUGUCUUGCUCAAAGCGAAGAGGAAUAUACGACGACUGCGCAACCGAACGUGACGCGCGAACAAGAAUGGUAUGACGAGGCAGAGUUAAGCGAAGAAGAAGAGGAAGAAAUGAUGCGAUGCUUGAGAAAGCUGGACGUCGGAAGCUUCAGAAACACGAUGGACUAUCAUAUAGUGCGGUGGAGUGGCCAUUGCUGCAUUUUCGCGCCGACGAUCGAGGAAGAAUCGGACGACGCCAUCGUAACGGUGCAUCCGCUGACAGCGAUAAAGCAGCGCCUGUUCAGAGACAUUCCAGCUAUCGUAGGAGUCACCAAGGACGAAGGACUGAUGAAAUCGAUCGCCAUCUUGACGAACCCAAGCGCCGAGGACGAAAUACUAAAUAAUUUCGAGAUGUAUCUGCUCUAUUUGCUGGAAUAUCGCGCGAUGUCGAACGACACUUUGGACGCCCUUACGAAUUUCUAUUUCGACGGCAACGUUACGUUAUCAACGCUGAGAAGGAAUAUCACAGAGAUCGUUGGAGAUGCUCUUAUCGUAUGGCCAACGUACGAAACUUUAAAGUACCAAUCGAACGUAAUGAAUUCGAGUACCUAUCUCUAUGUGUUUUCAUACGAGGGCACUUUUAGCGCGACUUUUGCCUUCACCGAAGGAGUUCCAAGACACUUUGUUUUAGGAGUUUGCGAUAUCGGAAUUUUGGAACCGUGCGACAUCGGAUCGUUGGAUUUUUGGAAUUUUGGAAUUUUAGGAUUUCCAAACUUUGGAGUCUCGCACGUAGAUGAUUUAAAUUAUUUGUUACCAAUAUUCAACAAAGAGUUUGAAGAUUACAUGUUACACAAUACGGAAGACGAUAUAACCAUGAUUAAUAUAAUGACCGAGAUGUGGGCCAGCUUCGCAACUAAGGGCGUACCAGAGGCUUGGAGAGUGACACCAUGGCCAGAUUACAAGGAAUCGCAAAAGUUCCUGCAAAUUGGAGUUGGAAAACUUCCGGAAAUUACGAUAGAAAGCGAAUUUUUCCCAGAAAGAAUGGCGUUUUGGGAAGAAUUAUCCGCGAAUCUGACUUACGACCCGGCAGACGACCUUUAUUUUCACCUGAAACAACGGAUCGAAGACGACGAAGACGUUGCCAGUAGCGGUGCUUCUCUACGAUACGACGAAACAAUGAUUUCUUCGCCGACGUUCCACCUGCUAUUCACCUACUUUUUGUCAAUUUUAGAACGUAAUUGCUAGUACAACGUUGUCGAUAACAGAGAAUGUAUUUAUGUUGUAAAGUUUAUCGUAUAAAAUUUGUUAAAUCCAUGA
This is a messenger RNA of Bombus impatiens (common eastern bumble bee), 2527 nucleotides long. RefSeq names its product esterase FE4-like. NCBI's taxonomy places the organism in Eukaryota, Metazoa, Arthropoda, Insecta, Hymenoptera, Apidae. The transcript is spliced from 11 exons. The coding region runs from base 389 to 2455 and encodes 688 amino acids. The record is from RefSeq and is a predicted model, not a curated record.